UCUGGUAAACAGACAUGGAAGCACCAGGUGAAGACCUCCACAGAGGCUGAGCACUGCAUUCGCUCUUUCCCAUCGUCUUCUGUCUCCUUCAACCAGUGCAUCCAGCUGAUAUCUAUUCGCCUGGUGUGCCGUCUACGUCCAGAGCAUACGGAGCCUUGAUUUCAUCUCCAGUGUGUGUAGCAGCCAGCAAAUAUCUAAACUGAUGAGGAUCGACUGAUUGAGUAAAAAUAAAGUUCCUUUUAAUCAUAUUUUUCCAAGCGGAAAGAAUGUCGGAAAGGGCCGAGGAUGACGUCAGGGGGGAACAGCGCCGAGCGGCCAAGCAGCAGCUGAAGCAGCAGCAGCAGCAGAUCCAGCGGGGAGAAGGCUCCACAGCAAUGGCGACUGUUGCGGAGCGGAGAUCCUUGCCUAGUCCAGAAAUAAUGCUGGGACAGCCUUGGAGCAACUGGGUCGACGUCGCCAAACUCCACGGCAACGACGGUGCUGAAUCGGAGGAAAGUUUCAAAGACUUGGGGAAAAAUCGAGAAGCCAUGCGUUUGUGCAGAGAAGACAUGCCUAUAUUCGGACAGUGCCCCGCACAGGACGACUUCUACCUGGUGAUGUGCAGCCAUUGCAGUCAGGUAGUCAAGCCCCAAGCCUUCCAAGCACAUUGUGAGAGAAGACACAGUUCAGCCAGCAAGCAGGCCUCAACGUCGCCCUUCUCCGUGUCAGGCAGGAGCCGGAGCAGUGGGCUUGUGUCUGGGCUGAGCUCAGGGGCUAUUGCUGGAUUAGCGAGUGGAGGCAGACCUUCCAUCACUGGAUCUAGCUUAUCCUCCUCUUUGAUGUCCUCCUCCAAUCCAAAACUUCUCAAGCCAGAAGAGAAGAGAACCAAAGAGAAGUUGCCAGGCAUUCAGCGACGACCUCCCUUUGCACCCUUCAGGGUGCUCCAGCCAGACAAAAUCCUCACUCCGGCUGUCAAAGUGGAGAAGAUGCAUCUGAGGGUGGACCCUUCAUCUAAGCUGGUGCAGACCCCAUCUGCCCCCGCCACCACCUCAUCCUCCUCCACAUUCUCCUCUAGCACCACUGUGAGCUCCAACACUACCACCCUCACCACCUCCUCUCCAGCCCUUAAACCAGGCCUUAACUGUCCCUCCAUACCAAAGCCUCCAUUAUUGGCCCCGGGGCAGAUCCCCAACGGCAAGGGCCACCUCUCGGACAAGAAGCAGGACAGCGCCAGUAGCAGACGCCACAUUAGCAAGAAAGUGUCAGAGCGUGAAUUCAAUCCAGAUAUCCACUGUGGCGUUGUGGAUAUGACAACUAGGAAACCAUGCACAAGAUCUCUAACAUGCAAGACACAUUCCUUAAGCCAGCGCAGGGCGGUGCCAGGGCGGAGGAAACGCUUUGACACGUUGCUGGCGGAGCACAAGAACAGAGCAAGGGAGAGGGAGAGAGAACGAGAACUCCACCAACCCCAUUCCCAGCAACCCCCCCCUCUCAGGGAACUACACCCCUCCUCCCACCUUGCCACUGCACAUGAUGCCCACCAAGUGGCUCAUGGCAAUGGCCCCGCCCCAGACGCCACCAAGCCUUUGCCAGUCAGCAGGCCCAAAUACCACAGCCCUGGUCUUCCACGAUUAAACAACAGUCACGGAGGUACUACCCCCGUAGACCCUGCAGUAGUCCACGAGUCACCACAUCAUCACCAGACUAUACCAGAUGGGUUUUCCCGACCGUCCAGUGACGAGGGGGAGAACGAGGAGCGGGAGGACAACAGCGACAAGCUGGACUGUCACUAUUCAGGUUAUCACCCUCGACCGGCAGCUUACUGUACCUUUGGAAGUCGACUGUUUGGGAGAGGCUAUUACUCCUUUGACAGGCGUUUAGACAGAGUGAGAUGUGCCCUAACCACAAUGAUGGACAAGCAUGUCAACUCUCAGAUGUGGAAGAAAAUCCCCUUGGCCUUGGAGAACUCCUCCUCUGUUGCACCUACUCAUAGGACAAGCACAAAUUCCCAUGGUAGCACUCCCACUUCAGGCUUCCUGGGCCCCCCUGCCACCUUGCCCCAGACUCUUUAUAGCCAAUCCUAUGAGGGCAAGUCAGUGCUCUCUUAUGGGACCACCUUAAAUGCCCGCAGCUCCCCACAGGGUGGGGCUGAGCACCCGGCCUACGGCACCACGCAGGCCCGACAAGUGUCUUCGUCGCCGCAAAUGCCUUCAGCCCACUCAUCCUCGUCCUCUUCUUCAACUCCUUCCCUAGCCUCAGGCCGGGCGGUUAAGUCCCGCUCCUCCAGCAGCAACACUACCAAGUCCUCAUCAUCGUUCAGAGCCAAGGAGAUCUCUGGCUCCUCUACCCCUGUCAUGUCCAAUUCCACUGGUGGAGGCAGUAGUGGAGCCAACAUUAACAGUAGCAGCACUAGCUUCACCUCUGGAAAGAAGAGGAAGAACAGCUCCCUCCUCUCUUCAUCACAUGGCUCCUCUGAAGCCUCCUCAUCUAAUGCCAACUACACUUCCUCCUCCUCUUUCAAGAAGAACUGUGCAAAUGUUGGCAGCUCAGGGAGCAACUACCACCACAGCCCAUUAGGUCCUUCAUUGUCAUCAACAUUAUCUUCCUCCCACAGUGGAGUCCACAGUGUGGGGCUAAACUGUGGCCCUACUAUGCGGACCAACUCACUUAGCCUCAAGGCCGAGCCUUCUGGAGGUUCCGCGGGUGGCUUCUCUGGGCCUCCUGCACGAGGUCCUCCCUCUGGUAGCCCUGCAGAGUCCAUCAAGCGUAUGAGUGUGGUGAUGAACAGCAGUGACUCCACCCUGUCUCUGGGUCCCUUUGUCCACCACCAGUCCUCCUCUGACCACCACACCAGCUUCAGCCAUCACUCAGAUGGGCGUAUGGAGGGCAAGAAGCGCAAAAGCUCACCGGCAUCCAGUGGCAUUAACAGUGGUGGUGGUGGCGGAGGUCUUGGUGGAGGAGGAGGACCGGGACCAGGUAGACCGAAAAUGGCCAAGUCACCUGCCAUUAACAAUAUUCAUGGGAAGCAUGGGCGGAGCAUUCCUGGGACACCCGGGCUGCCCAACAACUCCCAUUUACAUCAGCCAAAGGCUCGUCCCUGACAUCGGUGUUGGACUUCACUGUACGGCACUGGCAUGCAGACAGGGAAUAGUCCAAAGGAGCCCAUAUGCUGCUCUGGACUGCACGAGGCCUUUUAACCCACAUUACUCUCAGCUUCCCACAAUCCUCAGGGUGGAGAUGAUCUGGACUGCCCAGUGAAGUCAAUGUGGUCCUUACUAGUUCUCCCAAAGCCAUGUGUGUGUCAGGGGCACAGCGGCACUGUGUGGGCAUAGUGGCAUCGAGUGCCAGGGGUCUAAUGAGCAAGCCGGGGACCCCCCUCGUGCAAAAUUUGAGAGGUCUUCCUGUUUGAUCAGAAGUAGGAGGAACAAUAGCAAGAACCACGGGCCUGUUGACCUGUGGUUCAAAACUCCUUUGGUUCAGGUUAAGGGCUGCUGCAGCGAGCCACCAUGAUGCUGAGCAAACUGGGGAGACCACAAGCCGAUCUCUUCUUUUUUUUUUUUUAAUGAAUGUGUGUGUGUGACUGUGCGUGCGUGUAUGAGUAUUGUUCUCAUGUAAGAUUCUGCUGUACUACUGGAAUUUCCAACUUGCGUACACCCCCAACGCCUGAUAUCAGAAGCCUUGGAAAAGAGAGCAGGAGAAGCAGUAAACUGUUACCUUGCAACACCUUAAACAACAACACACAAACUCACCUUGUUGUUUCAGUUUUACAUUAGUCCAACCCUCUCUGGCGGCACAUACAGUAAGCACGAGUUACACUCAGUAGCUUGAGAUAAGCCUGUAGAGAGAUGACCUGGUCAGUUUCUUCAUUACCCAGAAUAAUUAUGCAAGUGUUACCUUUUUAGGAUUUCCUAUGAGCUUUUUACACUGAACUACAAAUAGUCUUUGUAGGCCUGAUGAAGACAGUUGUUAAAUGUGAAAAGAACGCCUGAUGUGCCCAUCGGAGUUAUUCUUCUGUUGGAGAGGAGGCUUCCACGUGUGGACACCUGUUAACUAUGAAUCUUUUCAUUGUGCAGAAUAACAAAUGAAAGCCAGAGUAGACCUGCCCCCAACUGUGAACAGCACUAUAUAACUACUUUAUCCACAGGCUCCAGCCAAAAGCUUCUGUCAGCUUUGCCAACUCCUUUUUUUAUUUUUUUCUUAUAAACUAAGAAGUGGACAGUCUUGCUUGUGAAGGGGCGAUGGUGCAUUGCCUGUUUGGUUAUAAAGAAAAUCUGUGCAAACCAGAUUGUUAUGGCCACAGUUUACCUACUUUUCCCCUCACGCAGCUGUAGAUCCACAAGUAGAUGUGAAUUGUAACUUCUUAUUUUUUUUCCUAAAUACGGGAAUCAGGUAUGGUACGUCUAAACUGGAGCAACUUUUAUGUACGUCCCUCCUUUUGUGUAACCACUACUCAAGCUCUGGAUGUUAAUGUUUCAAUGCCUCAUUGUAACACUACGUGUGUGUUUUCAGAAGAGAUUUGUUGCCAGGCAUUUUACUCUAUUCCUUUGUCAAAAUGGAGUCUUAAAUCAGGCAGCGCUCGCCCACAUCACUGGGGUGACGGCUCACUUGGCAAAGAGGGUUUUACGGUGCGAGAUUCAUGGAGAUGGCUUCACGAGACAUAUUUGAACUUUUUGGUAGCCGGUUGAUUUAUGGAACCUCCACUGAUGUCAGACGUUGAGAAAAACAGAGACACCUUUUUUUAAAGAAUCUUAAGAGCUUUUUUCUUGUAGCCUAUGUAUCAAACUAGUCUUGAAGUAUCCCUAUUUCAGAAUACAUAUUUUGUUAACAGAUUGUACAUAGUGAAAUAUGUAUUUUUGCACAGGCAUUUUUCGUACACGCUAAAUUUUUGGUACAGUUAAAAAAGUCAUUAUUUAUUUAGUGAAAAAAAAAGAAAAGUCAGAGAACAGACUAUUUGAAGUGGUUCACUGCCAAGUUGAGAUAAUGCAAUACGCCUAUAUGUAGAAGCUGAAGCAUCUCAUGAAUCAUGUACUGAAAUCCUUUAUGGAACAAAGGUCCAGUGUUCCCACUGUAGCAUGCGUCUGUAUGAGAGGAAACCUUUAUUCACCUUCCAAGGUCUCAAUCACACGUGCUUUUACAAGACCUUUUACAUUGCCUAUAAAUCACCAUAACUUAAAAGAUACUAUGUGACCCAUUUGGCCUGUCAUUCUUUUGAAGUUAACUAGUUUCCACAGAUUCUAGUCACUUUUUUUAUCCUUAAACUCAUUUCACGAUCCAAACACUUUUAUAAGGCCGAAGGAACUUGAGCAGUUACUGCUAGAGGAAUACUUCAAACAAUCCAACUGUUGCAUUAUUGUUGCCAACCUAGUAAUUUGAUUCACAGCUUUCGGAGAAAUAGUUUGCAACUUUUCAAAGAAAUAUCAAGUUAAGAAAGUGCCUGAAUUAGUUUCACCCUGACUGUUUGGGGACAGUAUUCUUUGGGUUGUUUUACCUUACUUGAAUGUUCGAAGUAUUUAGGAGUUUGCUUUCAACUCUGCCUAUGAACCCUAAAAGUGGUAAAACCUGAGCAUGUCAGCUGCCCAGUACUUUAGUUUUUUUUUUUUGUUUUUUUUUUUAAA
This is a messenger RNA of Betta splendens (Siamese fighting fish), 5594 nucleotides long. Its product is annotated as ataxin-7. Bases 267 to 3080 code for a protein of 937 amino acids. Lineage: Eukaryota; Metazoa; Chordata; Actinopteri; Anabantiformes; Osphronemidae. The transcript has 13 exons. The record is from RefSeq and is a predicted model, not a curated record.